Molecule: messenger RNA, 2476 nt
Organism: Cyclopterus lumpus (lumpfish)
Lineage: Eukaryota; Metazoa; Chordata; Actinopteri; Perciformes; Cyclopteridae
Gene: pla2g7
Product: phospholipase A2, group VII (platelet-activating factor acetylhydrolase, plasma)
Exons: 11
Coding region: 238-1542 (434 amino acids)
Molecular function (GO): 1-alkyl-2-acetylglycerophosphocholine esterase activity
Source: RefSeq, a predicted model, not a curated record
GGUUUAGCUCCAUCCCAUGCUAGCAGUGGCUCGCUAACAGCUGUCAGGUCAAACCACUCCCCGGUGACUCGUACUUGUGGAUUUACAAUCAGUUACGUGGUAAUGUUGCGAAACUGAUGAAGUAACACUGGCACCCGGCUACUUCUCUAUCUCCGGUAGGUCUCGUUUUUUCGUUAUAUUAGUGUUUUUGGAGCUAGCGGCUAACGAGAAGGAGCGCUUUUGAAACUGCUGUGGUCGAUGCUGUCUCGUGGAGGAUUGGUACAGUUAUUAGGAAAGAGGAUAUUCGAGUGGUUGCGCACAGAGCAGAGGAGGCACACGCUCGGUUUCCUCGCCAUGGGGAACGCCUGCAGUAGCAACCUGGGGAUCCCUCCAGCCAAGGGCCCCAACGCUGUGGGCUGCACCGACUUCAUGAUGGAUCACACCACACAGGGCAGCUUCUUCCGGCUUUACUAUCCCUGUCAAGAGACGGAAAAACCAGAACAACCAGACUGGGUACCGUGCGUGGAGUAUUUCAACGGUCUGGCAGACUUCAUGAAAAUCAACAGGACUCUCAGCGAAAGGAUUUUCAACUACCUUUUUGGCUCCUUUAAGAUCCCAGCCUCCGUGGAUGCUCCGUUUAAAUCCAAUGCAAAAUGUCCCGUAGUGAUCUUCUCCCAUGGCCUUGGAGCUUUCAGGACUUUGUACUCCGCUAUAUGUGCAGAAUUGGCCUCUCAGGGCUUCAUUGUGGCGUCCGUGGAACACAGAGACCAGUCGGCCUCAGCUACGUAUUAUUUUCGUGAGAAGACGGAGUCGGAGAAGGCCAACAAGAACGUGCCUAAAAGCUGUGCCCCGGACCAGGACCACCUGGUGAGGGAGUGGAUGUACUACAGGAGCCUGCAGCACGGGGAGAGGGAGUUCCCCCUCCGAAACAAACAGGUGAAACAGAGAGCAGACGAGUGCAUCCUGGCUCUGGACCGACUCACUGAAAUCAACUCGGGGCUCACGGUGCAAAACGUUUUGCAGACUCAGUUUGACUGGACGACGUUGGAGAACUCCAUGGACCUGUGUCGGAUAGCAGCGGUGGGGCAUUCCUUCGGGGGAGCGACGGUGAUAGAAGCUCUCUGCAAAGAGGUUAAAUUCAAGUGUGGCAUCGCUCUGGACUCCUGGAUGUUCCCUUUAGACGAUGAGCUCUUUCCACGCGUGAAGCAGCCCAUCUUCUUCAUCAACUCCGAGAAGUUUCAGUGGGCGGGAAACAUCAGCCGCAUGAAGAAGCUGGACUCGGCCGUCAUACAGCGGAAGAUGAUCACCAUCAGAGGCACGGUCCACCAGAGCUUCCCAGACUUCACCUUCCUGACGGGCAACUGGAUCGGCAAGCUGAUGAAGCUGAAGGGAGAGAUCGACCCCGAGGUCGCCAUGGACCUCUGCAACAAGGCCACGCUGGCCUUCCUGCAGCGCCACCUCGGGCUACAGAAGAACUUUAAUCAGUGGGACCCUCUGAUUGACGGCCAAGAUGACAACCUCAUUCAAGGAACCAACGUCACUGUGCUCCAGUCUUCCAUCUGAGCCGGCUCACGUACCCGGACUGCCCGGCCCGCGUGGGAGUCAGUGGAAACGGUCCCAAAAUGUCAGGCGGGGCCUGCUCGGCAUUACAAACGGACUAUUACAUUACAUUACAUGUCAUUUAGCUGACGCUUUUAUCCAAAGCGACUUACAAUCAUGCAGGGUUAAGUGUCUUGCUGCGACUAGGGUGGGGAUUGAACCACCAACCCCCUAAUUGAAAGACAGACCUGCUAACCACUGACCACUGGACUAAAUCUAACAUUUUGAAAUCGUAAUGCAUAGAAAAGAAAAUCUCUACCUCAUCAGGACAGAUUUAGUUGUUCUUGGUGUUUGUUUCAGGAGGCCUGAAUGUUCAGUUAGUGAAAUCCUCAAUUAUUACCAGGAAGUUCUUGGAGAAAUGAUUUUAAUCUUUGUGUAAAUGAACUGAGAUCAUAAUGUUAUUUCACACAGACUGUGUGAGCUUCCAACAGACGAGCUACACUAGGAUUGCAGUGUGAUUCUGGAAUGAGACCGAUGACCAGCCGUAUCCAAUGGGCGUUGUUGGAACAAAGGGAGAUUGGAGGACUCAAAUCGCAGAUGAAUUAUUAACAUAGCCAAGAUAACGACAUGUAUCAUCCUGAUUCAACAGAGGGCAGUAGAUCAGCAUCAUGAAAAGGUUAAGAAAGCAUGUGCCUUCACUCUCCUGUUCUCCUUGGGUCAAUGUAACAGCCUUCUACUUUUAUACUCCUACCGUCUGGAAUAUCUGCGGAACAGAAACCCAAUAAAUCAGGUUUGUAUACAAAUACGUCUUUUGCUAACUGGCCUGUAAUAGUUACACUUGUAGAAACUCCAGAGGUCCACAACUGUUCAGUGUCGUGAGGAAACCGUUGCAGCUUUAUUGAAACAUUUUAAAAAGGGACGCCUUCUAAAUCAAAAAUACAUAUUUUUUCUUACCCGU